Messenger RNA from Lolium perenne, 3200 nucleotides. Its product is annotated as zinc finger BED domain-containing protein RICESLEEPER 2. NCBI's taxonomy places the organism in Eukaryota, Viridiplantae, Streptophyta, Magnoliopsida, Poales, Poaceae. Gene Ontology annotation, molecular function: protein dimerization activity; DNA binding. The record is from RefSeq and is a predicted model, not a curated record.
GAGCCAAAGCCCAUAUCCAGAACUUGGGUCGGGCCACCCACGAACCCACCUACCCACAGAUCCAUCCAGCUCCACGCCCUAACCCUACCCGCAUUCCCCUCUCCGCCGCUGCUGCCGCUCCCGUCGGCUCGCCGGCGUCGAUCUCCCGCUCCCUGACUCUCCCCCUGAUUCCGAGUUCCCAACUUGCUCGCGCUCCCGUUUCCGGCGAAAUUUGAGCUUCCGGUGAGCACUACAGCUAUGGAACACGACGAGCAUGACAGCGACGACGAUGUGCCGCCCGGGCUGGAUUCUGAUGGAGAUGCAUCCAGGUUCAGGAAGAAGAGAUCCAAGGUGUGGGAAGAGUACACGCCUGUAUAUGUAAACGGAGUGAUCCAGAGCGCAGAAUGCCGCUACUGCCGUACGCUCAUGAGUUGCAAAGGUGCUGAGGGACGCUCCAACGGAACGAGCCAUUUGUGGCGACAUCAUAAGAACUGUCGAGCAAAAGGAGGAGUUGAUCCGAGCGAGCUACAAGAUACAGACUUUCCAUAUGUAGGCGUGAAUGACAUUGAUCCGGUGAACAUGGUUCUUCCAGAGUCACUUGAUGACAUAAACUUGGUAAAUGUUAGUGAGAACAGCAGAUACAAAUCAAAGGUAUGGAUGGACUUCACGCCUGUCUAUGUUGAGGGGAGAAUCCAGGGUGCUGACUGUAUCCAUUGCCACAAGAGAUUUAGUGCAGAAGGUAGAAGUCAUUUGAACCGACACACCCAGUCUUGCUCAGCACGGGUUGGAACUAGUGCAAAUCAUCAGGACAGUUGGUUUUUUGCGUCCAGUGUACAAUCUAGGGUGAAGGAUGAACUUUCACCUGCCUUGACAAAUGGUAAGGUUCAGAUUGCGGAAUAUGCUAGCCGGCUCCUCAAGGGUAAUAGCUCUGGUCAUAGAAACCAUCAGAAUCAGCACAUUCUAGCUUUACCAGCAGACAGCAUGACCCCAACAGAACCAAGUAACUUGUCUGCUCUCACCAGGAAAUUGGAUCAAGAAGCAUGUUACCAAGAUCUAACUAGGAUGAUAGUAAUGCAUGGUUAUCCCCUGUCAAUUGUGGAGCAUGAAGAAAUGAAAAGAUUUGCGAAGGGCCUCAAUCCUAUGUUUAACAUGGCUUCAAGCCUAGAUAUGGAAGAAUAUUCAACCCUUCUGUUUCAGAAAGAAAAGUCUGACCUUAAGGAGAAAAUUGCACUUUCGUCACAGCGAAUUUCGUUAUCAGCAAGUGUGUGGUUUCCUCACGGAGCUGAGCCCACCAUAAAGUACCUAUGUUUGACAGCGCAUUUUAUUGAUGCUGACUGGAAGCUUCAAAGGAGAAUAAUCAAGUUCGGUGUAUUUUGGUCCUCGCCUUCUAAUUUGGAAAGGAUUAUACACUAUAAGGAAGCAUGUGUGCUAGAGUGUGAGAUUGGGGCAUGUAAUGUCAUAUGGGAAGCUAUAAGAGAUUGGAAUCUUGACAGGAAGCUUUUCUGCUUGGCAUCUGUCAGCGAAAUAAGAAACGACGAAAGUAUCUCGAAGCUGAAGGACAUGCUCAUGCAGAGGAACUCUCUUCCUAUUAGAGGUCAGCUGUACAAUAUUGCUUGUGUUGAUGAUGUGCUUAACAGCGUUAUUUUACAAGGGCAACAAAUGCUUUACCUUGUUGGUGAUCUGCUUGAGAGAUUUAUCCAAGCAUGCGUAUCUUCAUCGCUGACUCGGCAGCAACUUCUAGAAGUUGUUAGUCAUGUUGGUUUGAAGUGCCCCCAUGAAGAUUCAAAAUGGUGGCACAAAAUUUACUUUAGACUCGAGGUACUUCUGCAUUACAAGAAGUCAUUUCCUUCUGAAGAAUUGGUGUCCCUGGAUGAAAUGAAAAUUGUUGAGCCUAUCUGCAAGAUUUUGAGGGUUUUUUAUCGAGUCAUUGAAGUAAUUUCUGGCUCUGUUUGCCUGACAGCAAAUAUGUACUUCCAUGAAGUAUGGAAAGUGAGGACUAUUUUGCAAGAAGAAGCAUCUACUGAACACACUGAUGUUGCUAGCAUGGUUAGAGAGAUGCAGGAGGCAUUCAAUGAAUAUUGGCAAAACUCGUACUUCUGGUUGUCCGUGCCUGUUGUUCUUGAUCCAAGAUUCAAAAUUACCUUUAUUGAGUUCCGUCUUAAACGAGCUUUUGGCGCUGAUGCAGCUAAGUAUGUAAAUGAUGUAACUGAAAUAACAAGGGAAUUGUUUCAUGAAUAUUGCACCUCUAUGGAUCAGUCGAAUAUUCAGACCUCAAAUUGUCAAGCUCACGAUGUCGAAAUGUAUGGAUUUGACAGUGAUUCAUUGGAAGAUUGGGAUCAGCAUCUUACUGCACAGACAAGGAGUCAACUAUUGUCAGAGCUUGACAACUACCUUGAAGAUGGCCUUGUUCCACGGAAGGAUGAUUUUGAUAUUCUAAACUGGUGGAUGAGUCAUUCAUCAAAGUAUCCAACCCUCUCAAUUAUGGCGCAGGAUGUAUUAGCAAUGCCAUGUUCUGCUGUUCAUUGUGAUGCAGCAUUCAGCAGUCGGGGGCCGGUGAUUCAUAAGCAAUGGAGCACAUUAAACAUCAAGACAAUUGAAGCACUUGUGUGUACCCGGGAUUGGAUUAGAUAGGCUGGCUACUCCCUCCGGUCGUAAUAAAUCGACGCGAGCUGUGCACAACGAAUAGCCUAGGUACGUAUGUUUGUCACGUCGAUUAAAGAUGACCAGAGGGAGUACAUGUUAUGCCACAGCACACUUUUUAUUGGAUGAAGGCUACGUACAUACCCGUCACUCACUGCUGUUCUAACAUAGGAUGCUAUUGGCUAAGCUGACUUACCUAUUAUUGUUCCACACAUGUUCUCGCAGCGACCCUGCUAUGUCUCAGAUAUUUCUGCAUAUUCUUCACCCCAGAUUUUUGGUUUCUGGGUGUUAUUCUUCAGGUGUACAUGCUAUGUUGUUUUCUGUGUUUAGACCUAAGGUUCUUGCCCAGUUGUGUGUGUGCGUACCGUGCCAAUGGUUUGGCACUGCUUUGACCUGGCCAGGAGGAACACUGUGAACUGCACAUGAAUCCAUCCGCUGUUCGAUUUACUAGUUACCAAUACUAGUAUGUUCUAUGGAUGUUGUCACUGUAUUAGAUAACCAUGUUGAUGGGUAAAACACAGCAUCAUGAGAUUCAAUUGAAUGCAUUGGAAUCUCUGACAGUGUUGUGCGUGUUACUUGUU